AUGGCUACGGACGACUACGGCAAGAUUACCGACCGUGUGGGGAAGCUAAAAGGCUCCCAAAACUAUUCUAACUGGCUAUUCAAACUUAAGCGAGCUCUUAAGUCUCGCGGUGUACGCCACUGGGAGAUCCUUAUCGGUGAGGAUCGUCCCCAAUUCACUUCUUAUCGCACUGUCCCUAGCGAGCGCACGCUUCGUAAGCAUAUCGCAAAGGAAUAUAAUAAUAGGGCGUUGCGUGAGUAUCGACGACGACCACGCUCUCUUUCAGGCUCUUAUGAGGAUGAUGAGCCGCCGGCCACUAUCUUCCCUGACACACUAUCUGUUCAGGAGCUUGAGGACUUCAUAUAUGAGCAUUACGAUAAACCAAACAAGGAAUUUCAAGAGUGGGAAGCUAUUAUGUUUACAGUCCUUAACAUCUUCGUCUCUUGCCUCGAUUAUGACCUAAUACAGUAUGUCAAACAGACUGAAGAUACUUCUGAAGCCUUCAGAAUUAUUGAAAAGCUAUACGGCCGCCCCACACAACAGACUAUUGCCACUAAGUGGGCAAAGCUUAAGUCUACCGUCUACAAACCAGGCCUGCAAAGCGCACAGUUUAUGGCAAACUAG
Molecule: messenger RNA, 603 nt
Organism: Penicillium maclennaniae
Lineage: Eukaryota; Fungi; Ascomycota; Eurotiomycetes; Eurotiales; Aspergillaceae
Exons: 1
Coding region: 1-603 (200 amino acids)
Source: RefSeq, a predicted model, not a curated record